Messenger RNA from Elephantulus edwardii (Cape elephant shrew), 4575 nucleotides. It is a transcript of the gene QRICH2, whose product is annotated as glutamine rich 2. The record is from RefSeq and is a predicted model, not a curated record. The coding region runs from base 1 to 4575 and encodes 1524 amino acids. The transcript is spliced from 26 exons. Lineage: Eukaryota; Metazoa; Chordata; Mammalia; Macroscelidea; Macroscelididae.
AUGGAGGCCUCCAGGGUGACCAUGCUGCAGCUGGCCGACCUGGCCAUCGGCACCCCGGAGGUGGGCGCGGUCAACUUCAACGCCCUUCACACACUCAUGGUGGCCCUCCUCAGGAGGCUCAACCUCCACCACACCGAGGUGGACUACUCCCGGAGCGGGGAGACGCCCAGGUCCUCCAUCAGCAUGCCCUCGUUGGCCCCCACCCGGGAGAGGAAGAAGAGCUUGCCGAGGGCGGCCCCCCAGGCGUUGGAGAGCCAGGUGAAGGUGCUCGGCGAGCAGAUGAAGGACGUCAAUGAGCAGGUGGUCGAUUUUGGCAAACAGCUCAAGACCAUGGAGACCCAAAUGCAGGGCGUCAUUGGUCACGUGCAGCACCUAACAGCCCCUUGGCUCCAAAAGACGGAGCCAGACCAAGAGUGGCUGGAGAAGGGGAUGGCUAUUAUGAUGCCCGAGAAGGCCUGGGCCACGGCUGAGCCUGAGAAGACACAGAAGAUGCCCAGACCUGAGACCACAAAGCCGGUGGCCGCUCUGGGGCCUGACCAGAAGCCGGUGGCCGCUCUGGGGCCUGACCAGAAGCCAGUGUUCCCCCCUGGGGCUGAGAAGAAGUUGACAGAUUUGAUGUCCGAGAUGAAGCCAGGAAUCCCAUUAGUACCCGAGAAGUUGGUAACAACCAUGAAGCCUGAGCAGUCCGUGUCCGAAAUGAAACAAGAGAUGCCACAGCGGGAGGCGUGGGGAGCCAUCAAGGAGGACACAAACGUGGAGGCCAGGGUCAAUCAGGCCAUGAAUCUGCUCCAGGAUGUCAUACAAGAAGUUCAGGUCCUGAAGGAGAACAUAAAGGCUCAGGAGAUGAAGCCUGAGAUGGCCCUGGAAAAGCGAAUUGAGAACCUGGAGAAGCACAUCAAGGAUCGUUCCCAAGUCCUGGACCAAGUGGGCCAGAGCAUGAGCAUGAUCCCUGUGGGAGAAGACGCCACCAUGGUCACUUGGGAAGAGCUGGAGCAGGCCAUCACGGACGGCUGGAAGGGUUCCCAGGUGACCCCAGAAACAGCAACGGCAGCUAAGCUCAGAAUGCAGAGUCCUUUGGCAUCAGUUGAUAUGGGCGGUGGGUCCUUUGUGAAGCGGCCAAGCUUCGAUGCUGCUGCUAGUGCUGGCCUGCCCGUAUCGGGACCCAGUGGCGCAGUCUAUGAGAAGACGCCCGGCCGGGACCACCAGCAUGGGUUGGUUCAGCCUGGUGUGGUACAGCCUGGUGCAGACCAGCAUGGGUUGGUUCAGCCUGGUGUGGUGCCGCCUGGAAUAGACCAGCAUGGGUUGGUUCAGCCUGGUGUGGUGCAGCCUGGAAUAGACCAGCGUGGGUUGGUUCAACCUGGUUUUGUGCCACCUGGUGCCGACCAGCGUGGGUUGGUUCCGCCUGGUGUGGUGCCACCUGGUGCAGACCAGCAUGGGUUGACUCAGCCUGGUGUGGUGCCACCUGGUGCAGACCAGCGUGGGUUGAUUCAGCCUGGUGUGGGGCAGCCUGGUGUGGUGCCGCCUGGAAUAGACCAGCAUGGGUUGGUUCCGCCUGGUGUGGUGCCGCCUGGUGCAGACCAGCGUGGGUUGGUUCAGCCUGGUGUGGGGCAGCCUGGUGUGACCAGCGUGGGUUGGUUCCGCCUGGUGUGGUGCCGCUUGGUGCAGACCACCGUGGGUUGGUUCAGCCUGGUGUGGUGCCACCUGGUGCAGACCAGCGUGGGUUGCUUCAACCUGGUGUGGUACCACCUGGAGGAGACCAGCGUGGACUGGUUCAACCUGGUGUUGGCCAGCAUGGUACAGCCUGGGGCAGACCAGCAUGGCUUGGUUCAACCUGGUUUGGUGCCGCCUGGCAUAGAUCAGAGUGGUUUGCUUCAGCCUGGCUUGAUACAGCCUGGUGUAGACCAGCAUGGUCUGAUUCAACCUGUUUUGACACAACCUGGUACAGACCAGCGUGGCUUAAUUGAACCUGGUUUGAUGCAGCCCGGUGUAGACCAACGUGGCUUGGUGCAGCCUGUCUUGGUGCAGCCAGGAACAGAUCAACGUGGAUUGGUACAGCCUGGCACAGACCAACGUGACUUUGUCCAACUUGGCCAGCCUGGUACAGACCAACGUGGUUUGGUGCAGCCUGGUGCUGUUCAGCAUGGUUUGGUGCAGCUUGGUGCAGACCAGCGUGGUUUGGUUCAACCAGGUGCAGAUCAGCCUGGUGCAGACCAACGUGGUUUGGUGCAGCCUGAUGCAGACCAGCGCGGUUUUGUGCAACCAGGUACAGGCCAGCCUGGUUUGGUUCAACCAGGUGCACAUCAGCUUGGCUUGGUUCAACCAGGUGUAGGCCAGCCUGGCCAGGGUGCCACCGUCAUCAGGGGCGAGUCCUCUGGCAUGCUGUACAGAAGCUCAACAGAAAUGAUGGACACAGUUAGUGAGGUUCACAGCUCUCUGGAAAAGUUGGCCCCAAGCUUUCCAAUCGCUGUGGAGACACUUCGUUUGAUCGGUGAGCUCAUUGGCCUCUACUUGGAGGUAAAGGAGAACAUGAAGGAUUUGGAGGAGCAGCAGCCUGGCCUAACGGAUCUGGAGAAGUUCCAGCACAUGAUUGCCAUGAUGGUCAAAAAAAGCAUACCCCCUGAACUGCAGGAAGAAGUGAAGAUCAUCAAGUCCUUGGCCAAAGAAAUUCGGCAGGAAAAAUCAAAACUGGACAGGAUACAAAGGAUCUUGGAGGGUGAAGGAGUUCGAGAAACCGGGAAGGAGAUGAAAUCUAGCCAGCUUGGCUUGCAGCUAGGCAUCCUCAGAGUCAAUGUUGCUGACAUUGAGAAGGAGCUGGCCGAGCUGAAGGAGAGCCAGGAGCAGGGCAAGAUCAGCAUGGAAAACUCAGUGUCCGAGGCCACGCUUUACCUCCAGGACCAGCUGGACAAGCUCAGGAUUAUCAUCGAGAACAUGCUGACCUCCUCCUCCACACUGCUGUCCAUGAGCUUGCCCCCGCCCUCCAAGAGCCGAGUGCUUCGCUUGUCACCUAAACAGAUUGAUCCUGAGGCCACCUGCCCUGCCUGCAGCGUGGACUUGGGCCACCAGGUCAGCCUGCUGGUGCAGCGCUACGAGCAACUCCAGGACAUGGUCAACAACCUGGCUGCCUCGCGGCCCUCCAAGAAAACCAAGCUCCAGAGCCAGGACGAGGAGCUGCUGGGUCACGUGCAGAGCGCCAUCUUGCAGGUGCAGGGCGACUGCGAGAAGCUCGUCGCCACCACCAACAACCUCCUCGAUGACCACCAGCAGAAACAGAAGGACAUCAACGUGCUGUACCAGGGGAUAGAGAAGCUGGAGCGGGAGAAGGCCAACAGGGAACACCUGGAAAUUGAGAUGGAUGUGAAAGCGGACAAGAGCGCGCUAGCGAGCAAAGUGAGCCGUAUCCAGUUUGAUGCCACCACAGAGCAGCUGAACCACAUGAUGCAGGAGCUGGUGGCCAAGAUGACCGGGAAGGAGCAGGACUGGCAGAAGAUGGUGGACAAGCUCCUGAUAGAGAUGGACAGCAAGCUGAACCGCCUGGAACUGGAACCAGUGAAGGAGCUGCUGGAGGACCGCUGGAAAUCGCUGAGGAAGCAGCUCAAAGAGCGCAGUCCACUCUACCUGGCUGAUGAGGCGGCGGUCAUGCGGAGGCAGCUCUUGGCACACUUCCACUGCCUCUCCUGUGACCGUCCUUUGGAGACACCUGUGACCGGACAAAUGAUCCCCGUGACCCCUGUAGGGCCAAGCCUGCCUGGGCACCGGUCCACUCGGCCCUAUACCAUCUUUGAACUGGAGCAGGUCCGGCAGCAGAGCCGCAGCCAAAAGAUGGGCAGUGUCUUCCCACGGAGCGAGCUGGGGCAGGUGGAGCGGAGUGUGGGCCGCCUGAAGACCAUGCACUCCAAGAUGCUCAUGGACAUCGAGAAGGUGCAGAUCCACUUCGGGGGCUCGGUCAAGGCCAGCGGCCAGAUGAUCCGAGAGCUGCUGCAGGCUCACUGCUUCAGUUCUCCCUGCUACAAGCGGGUGACGGACAUGUCCGACUACACCUACUCGUCCAUGCCCCGGCGCUGCGGGGGCAGCCACACCCUCACCUACCCGUACCGCCGCAGCCGCCUGCAGCACCUGCCACAUAGCACGUAUCCCACCGAGGAGAUCCAGACGGCCAUGAAGGAUGACGAGGUGGACAUCUUGGGUCUGGAUGGACAUAUUUACAAGGGACGGAUGGAUACACGGCUGCCGGGCAUCCUGACCAAAGAUCACAUAGGGGCAGCAAAGAACAAGUCCAAGCAGUCCCGGCUCUACAUGCAGCGCCAGCCAGCCAUGAACAGUGCCAGCCAGCCACUGAACCGGCCUCAGAGCGCACAUCUACUGGCUGCCAGCAACUCAGGCAGGUCCCAGUACCUGGCGUGGGGCCCACAGAAGCAGUGCCACCAGCCAGAGGCGUUCUGCCAACUGAGAAGGCUGCUGUUGCUACCCUGCAAGGGGCAACUCUGGAGACAGCUGGCCAAAGGCCUCCUCAUCCCCUGGGCAGCCCUGGCAGAGCAGUUCAGGGCCGAGGCUGCCAUGGCCACUGCGAAGCCAUGA